GUAGCACUUGCGAGCGAAGCUGGGCGCUGCAGGUGCCAAUCGACCAGUUCUCACCGUCACAAGCUGCGCGAGCGAGCGGUGUAGCCAGGGCCUGAACACCGUCGGCUGGUUGCACCGCAGCGUGGACUGCAUUGCUGCUCGCCGCGACUGCACUCCGCCGCUGUUGGCGCCGUCUCGCCAGCGAAGGCCCGCCAGAGAGCCGCGCCUACGUUCGCUGUCUACGCGUCGUCGUCGUGCUGCAGGGAUGAGCGCCGCACAGCUGCUAGCAGCAUGCGUCUGCGUCGUCGGCUUCGCGCCGCCCACCAAACACGUGCGAGGCCCCACUCAACAAUAUAGCACGAUCCAGUACCCGAAGAACCCCUUGGAGUCCGUCCUGAGCCUCGGCGCGCCGCGCUUCCAGCCGCCGAACGGGACCUACGUGACCGCGGGCGGCGUCGGAGUGACGCGCCAGUCGUUCACGGUCGAGGACGCUCAUGGAGCCACUGAGGCAUUAGUUGAUGCCUUGGACGACCGGAGAGGCGUGCUGAUGCACUCGUCCUACGAAUUUCCUGGUAGAUAUGCGAGGUGGACCGUCGGGUUUAGUGACCCGCCCGUCCUGCUGUCUGGCAGAGCUCGCGAUUUCGCAUUAUCAGCAUUGAAUGAUCGAGGGAGAAAAAUCCUGCAGAUGCUCGAGGGGCACCUGAGAGAUGACGAUGCUGUGGCUUCCCUCGAGGAGGAGGACAACUACGCGCGACUAGUCGGGAGAAUUCGUGACAGCGACCCUUCCCAGAUAAGGAGGGAAGAAGAAAGAUCAAAGGAACCUUCUCUGAUGUCUGUGGUCCGCAACGUCGUCCAGACGCUCUACCACCCCGACGACCCGCAGCUGGGGUUAUAUGGCGCCCUCGGAUAUGACCUGAUGUUCCAGUUCGAACCUAUUAAUCCUUCCCUGUCCAGAAAGGAGCAGCAGCGGGACGUGGCCUUAUUUAUCCCCGACGAGAUUUUAGUGGUGGACACGCGGGAGCAGCAGGCCUGGACGAUACAGUACGACUUUACGUGGUGCGUGGCCGGGGAGGAAGAGACGGUGUCUACCGUGGAUAUGGCUCGGAGCGGCACGACUCGUAAACAUGAGGAGGGCACGCCUGUCCAAGAUCGCGACGUCGAGCCGGGGGGCUACGCUUCUCUCACCGAAAGAUCGAAGCAAGAAUUCGCAUGUGGGAAUUUGUUUGAAGUGGUCCUGUCGCAGCAGUGGUCCGUUCCCGCAGAAGCGAAGCCUUCUGCUGUGUUCCGAACACUGCGAAAGCGCAACCCGUCGCCCUACGGGUUUCUGAUGAACUUACGGGGCGAAGACGACUCGUCAGUGCCGUGGAUCAGUGGCUAUGGCAAGGGCGAGUACCUCGUCGGCGCCUCCCCGGAGAUGUUCGUGCGCGUCGAAAGGAUUGAAGGUAAAAUGAGGGUCGAGACCUGUCCGAUAUCGGGCACGAUUGAGCGCGGCGCUGAUGCGUUGGAGGACGCGGUGCAAGUCCGCACGUUACUAGGCUCCAAAAAAGACGAGUCGGAGCUCACGAUGUGCACCGAUGUGGACAGGAACGACAAGUCGCGGAUUUGCGCUCCUGGCUCGGUCAAAGUUAUUGGUCGCAGACAAAUAGAGAUGUACUCGAAACUCAUCCACACCGUCGAUCAUGUGGAAGGGUAUUUGAGGGAGGGCUUCGACGCGCUAGAUGCCUUUCUGUGCCACACGUGGGCCGUGACCGUGACGGGCGCGCCGAAGGCCUGGGCCGCGCGCUUCAUCGAGAAGCACGAGCGGUCCGCGCGAGCCUGGUACGGCGGCGCCGUCGGCCACGUCGCCUUUGAUGGGAGUUUAAACACGGGCCUGACCCUAAGAACGAUCCACUACGCCGACGGCGUCGCGUCCGUGCGAGCCGGUGCCACUUUGCUCUACGAUUCCGAUCCAGUAGCGGAGGAAGCAGAAACCGAGCUCAAGGCGAGCGCGAUGCUCGGCGCGCUGCGAUCGACGGCGGCCGGUGAGAGUCCUGCUCCAGUUGAACCUGUCGUGGAGGGCUUUGAUCCCGAAGAAGCGGGAAUUGGCAAGCGAGUUCUGUUGGUCGAUCACGAGGACUCAUUUGUUCACACUUUGGCGAAUUACCUGCGGCAGACCGGUGCUGAUGUCGAGGUCUCGCGGUGUGGGCCUGCGGCUCUCAACGCAAUUAAAGAGGACGGCCCCUGGGCGUUAGUCGUGUUGUCGCCGGGUCCCGGGUGUCCUUCUGAUUUUGACGUCUCGGGGACGUUAGAUGCAUGUAGCGCUUCAAGAACGCCGGUCUUUGGGGUUUGUUUAGGACUACAAGGCAUCGUCGAGCACUUUGGUGGUACCUUGGGCCAGCUCAAUGUCCCAGUUCACGGCAAGCCGGCCCAAGUUUCACAGAAGAGUGGCUCGACGGUCUUCGAGGGGCUGCCCGACGAAUUUGAUGUGGCUCGCUACCACUCGCUGCACGGCGUCGACGUGCCUGAUGAGCUAGAGGUGGUGGCGACCACAGAAAGUGGAGGAGAAGGGAGCGUGGUCAUGGGCGUUGAACACAAAACGCUACCGAUCGCCGCCGUCCAGUUCCACCCGGAGUCGAUCCUGACGAACCCGCGGCACGGGCUGCGCAUGCUGGCGAACUGCCUGCGGCGCCUGUCGUACGACUAAGUCCGCUUAUUCUAUUUGUGGGAUUGUUUUACGCGGGGAGGGAUGCGUGGAUGUGU
Messenger RNA from Pelagomonas calceolata, 2718 nucleotides. The record is from the annotation of a GenBank genome assembly. Lineage: Eukaryota; Pelagophyceae; Pelagomonadales; Pelagomonadaceae.